Callorhinchus milii (elephant shark) is the source of this 1230-nucleotide messenger RNA. RefSeq names its product gastrin/cholecystokinin type B receptor. Gene Ontology annotation, cellular component: membrane. The record is from RefSeq and is a predicted model, not a curated record. Lineage: Eukaryota; Metazoa; Chordata; Chondrichthyes; Chimaeriformes; Callorhinchidae. Gene Ontology annotation, molecular function: peptide binding; G protein-coupled receptor activity. The coding region runs from base 1 to 1230 and encodes 409 amino acids. Gene Ontology annotation, biological process: neuropeptide signaling pathway. The transcript has a single exon.
AUGAACGGGACUGAAACCCUGUUGGAGGAGGCGACCUCCUCAUCCCACCACAACCUCAGCUCCUGGGAAUCCCUCCACCUGGACGCCGACUUGCUGUUCUCUGGACAAGAGCCCACCACCAUCGCCCUGGAGGUCAUCUACUCCCUGUCCUUCGUGGCAGGGCUGGUGGGCAACAUCAUGGCACUGAGGGUGCUGACCAGGAAGAAGAGGAACCGGUUGGCAGGAGCCACAGCCACCAGGAGCCUGUUGAUCAACCUGGCCAUCUGUGACAUGAUGGUGGUGUGUGUGUGCAUGCCAGUCACCCUGGAACACCAGGUCUACAACGUUUGGGUGUUGGGGGACUUCAUGUGCAGAGCUGUGCCAUUUGUCCAGGCGGUUUCUGUCUCUGCCAGUGUCUUGAGCCUCUCUGUGAUCAGCAUCAACCGUUAUUACACUGUGCACAACCCCUUAAACGCCAGGGCUUUCUUCACUUGGAGAAGGAUUUUCUGGAUGAUCUGUACAGUCUGGACUGUGUCCUCUGGGCUGUGUGCGCCUCUCAUCUUCAUGAAUGAAUCCAGGCUGUUGGUGCUCUCUGAGGAAGGGCUGAGCAUCCCUGUGUGUGCAGAGAGCUGGCCCUAUGCCAAGCUGAGGCAAGGCUAUAACUUCUUGCUCUUCUGCUCCCUGUAUGGCUUCCCAGUGCUCUUCAACCUCACCAUCUGCCUCUUGACCGGCCGACGCCUGUGGAGCAACCACCAGGGCUUCCAGGAGGCUGGCAAGAGGCAGAAGGCUCGCAAGAAGAUAGUCAAAAUGGUGGUUGCCCUAGUGCUGCUCUUCACCCUGUCCUGGCUGCCUCUCUACACCAUCGACAUCUGGAUUGACUUCCACCUGCCCAAUGUGCAAGAGGACAGUGAGGGCCACGCUUGGGUUCUUAAGCUCAGACCUUUCGCCCAGUGGUUGGGUCUCACCAAUUCCACCCUCAACCCCCUGUGUUACUGUUUCAUUGGCAACCUGUACAGGUCAGCCCAGAGGAUGAGGGAGAGCUACAGGCAGAGAUUCUCUUCUGUUUUCCAUCUCCACCCUCAGGCUCAGACUCAGACGAACUCUUCCACGCCCAGGUUGCUGUCCUACAGGACUUCCAAGGGGACCUCAGAGGCCAGAGCCAGGCAGAGGGAAUGUCCCAGUCACGGCCAAACUCUGGUCCAAUGCAAAAGUGUUCCUAACGGAACCGUCUGCGAAACCACUUUCGCUUAA